GACAUAUUCUUGGCCACGUAUUUUUUAAUUCAGGUUCUCUUUUCAAUUUCAAGAAUUCAUUCGGCGAUACAAGUUUCACAAUAAUACAUAAAAAAAUGUUAAAAUAUUUGCUUUUGUUAAGUAUAUCUAUAUUUGCAGUUAACUCUGCAGAAAGUGAUGUCCAAGAACUAGGUGAUAAUGAUUUCGAAAGUAAAAUUGCUGAUCAAGAAACAACUUUGGUUAUGUUUUACGCACCUUGGUGUGGUCAUUGUAAAAGGCUGAAACCGGAAUACGCAAAAGCUGCCGAAUUAUUAAAAGAUAACGAAGACAAAAUUAUUUUGGCAAAAGUUGAUUGUACUGAAGCCGGUAAAGAAACUUGUAACAAAUUUUCUGUAAGUGGGUAUCCAACAUUGAAAAUAUUUCGAAAUGGCGAAUUUUCAAAGGACUAUAAUGGUCCUAGAGAAGCUGAUGGAAUAGUUAAAUACAUGAAAGCGCAGGUUGGACCCGCCUCACGGGAAAUUUCUAAAUUAUCAGACUUCGAGAAAUUCAUUUCCAACAAAGAAGCUAGCAUAUUUGGUUUCUUUGAAAGCGAUUCUGACUUGAAAAAGACUUUCUUUAAGUUUGCAGACAAAAAAAGGGAGAAACUUAGAUUCGGUCACACUUCAGCUAAAGAAAUUUUGGAUAAACAAGGUGAAAAAGACGCUAUAUAUAUUUUCAGACCACAUCAUCUCAAUAGUCAAUUUGAGGACUCAUUUGCUAAGUUUGAAGGCUCCACUUAUUCUGAAUUAAGCGACUUUGUAGCUGAAAAAAUUCAUGGUUUGGUUGGACAUAGAACAAGAGAGUCAGCAUCUGAUUUUUCACAUCCAAUAAUCAUUGCUUAUUAUGAAGUAGAUUAUGUUAAAAACAAUAAAGGAACUAAUUACUGGAGAAACAGGAUUUUGAAAGUAGCAAAAGAAUUUGAAGAGUUAAUUGAUUCUAAAAAAAUUAAAUUUGCUAUUAGUGCCAAAGCAGACUUCCAGCAUGAGUUAAAUGAAUAUGGAUAUGACUUUGUGGGUGUUAAGCCUGUUAUCUUGGCUAGAGAUGAAAAGAAUCUUAAAUAUUCAAUGAAAGAAGAAUUCUCAGUAGAAAAUUUACGAAACUUUGUGAACGCAUUCUUAGAAGGUGAACUUGAGCCAUAUAUAAAAUCUGAACCACUUCCAGAUAGUAAUACCGCUCCAGUAAAAGUCGCUGUUGCUAAAAAUUUCGAUGAACUUGUAUUAAAUAAUGGAAAAGAUACUUUAGUUGAGUUUUACGCUCCAUGGUGUGGACAUUGUAAAAAAUUAACUCCGAUAUAUGAAGAAGUUGCCACAAAAUUAAUUGAUGAAGAUGUGGUUUUAGUAAAAAUGGAUGCAACUGCAAACGAUGUCCCACCUCAGUUCGAAGUAAGUGGGUUCCCAACACUAUUUUGGUUACCGAAAGAUUCAAAGGACAGUCCAGUUUCUUAUAGAGGAGGUCGUGAAGUUGAUGAUUUUAUUAAAUUUAUUGCUAAGCACGCCACAAAUGAACUUAAAGGUUUUGAUCGGGAUGGCAAAGCUAAAAAGACCGAGCUUUAAAUUUGUUUAAAAUGUGCGUUUAUAUUUUGCAAAUAAAAAAAUUUUAUGUAAGAGGUUGCGAGAAAAGAAAAAAAUUAUUCUAAGUAGUAGUUUUUACAAAUUUAUUUUAAGUCAUAAUCAGCAUUUAACAAAUUGAAAAAUUUGAUCAUUCCCCAAAAAAACAAAAACUGCUUAAAUGGAAGAUAUUAUAUUUAUUUUUAAUUUUAAAUAUCAGAUAAGCAGUAGAUAACGUGUGCACGGAAUUAAGUAAAUUAAAUAAUUUGAGAAAAUAUACAUAGUUAAAAGAAUUCGAUUUCUAAGCCUGUUUUUUUAAUAUUUAGAGAGUAAGCGAUUCUUUUUUUAUAGAAAACAGAAAUAUUGAAUAAAACUUGAAUUUUUGUCUGAA
This is a messenger RNA of Condylostylus longicornis, 1956 nucleotides long. RefSeq names its product protein disulfide-isomerase A3. The coding region runs from base 96 to 1571 and encodes 491 amino acids. Gene Ontology annotation, molecular function: protein disulfide isomerase activity. Gene Ontology annotation, cellular component: endoplasmic reticulum. NCBI's taxonomy places the organism in Eukaryota, Metazoa, Arthropoda, Insecta, Diptera, Dolichopodidae. Gene Ontology annotation, biological process: protein folding; response to endoplasmic reticulum stress. The record is from RefSeq and is a predicted model, not a curated record. The transcript has a single exon.